AUGGAGCCAAGUGGUUCAGGCUCAACGGAUAGGCCUGGUCAGAAUGCUGAUCAAUCCUUUCGAUUCGUUACUAUUCAAGACCCUGAAGAAUCCAAGGGUCGCGAGUUCAGGAGAUCAAUCAGGUCACAUGCCGUCAAGCAGGCUCUUCAGAGCAAACGAAAGAAUGAAAGGUCCCGAAGCGAGCAUUUCCGUCUCGCCUCUUUCAAUCCAGGUAGCUCGAGUACUGUAGAGAGGGGGACACAAACUGAUGCACGGGUUUCUUCGCCCCUUUCGACCCUCGGGUUAUUUCAGAGUUCCUCGGAGGACGGUGAGGCGAGCGGGUCGAGGUUGAGAUCGUUGCUGAGAUCCGACGAAGCAAAACAAGCUCUUGAGCCAGUCUUCAGCCUUGGGGAUGAUGUUGCUCUUCAGAAUUUCCGUUCGGUGUUCCGGACAGGUGUAGAUGACCCAGCCCUCCUGAACGCAGUCCUGCUCACGGCAACUUUCGCCGCGACAAGAAAUGUUCUCGACCGGGAAUACCUCCAAUACCAAACCGAGACGAUCAAGAUCAUACGCGAGAGAAUUAGCAUGUCUGAUACCACCACUACCAUCUCGACAAUGGGUGCCAUUCUGCUCCUUGCAGGCAUCGAGACACGCCUUGGAAUGCGAUCCCAAGUUGAAAUUCAUCUGAAAGCCAUCCAGCGUCUGCUCGAAUCCUCGAAGAUAUGGCAAGUAUACUUGACCGAUGGUAUCAGACGAGCCAUAUUCUGGCAGGACUUGUACUCACACAUCUUGACUGCCUCAGAACGUAUAGUGACUCAUAAUACCUUCAACGAGUUGCGGUGGGAGAGGGAUAUCUUUCCUUCCGACAUCUUUGUUUUGUCGCCCGGAUUCCAGAGAAAGGCACAGCUCUUCCCCGAGGAGUUCCUGGAAGUCCUCAGAGACAUACAUGCAAUGCAGUGUUGUCGAGAUUCUACUUUUUUUGCGCCCGAGGACACAAUCUCCAUGAUGCAUGUGGACAAUCAGCAGGCGUGGGUUCAGUCCAAGCUGGUCGGCCUACCGACGCUGCCAUGCGUUCAGGAAUGCUGUAGAUGGGCGGCAUAUUUGGCCGCUUCGAUGCUCUGCUGCAAGAUUUGGCGCUUGUCCGUGAUGCCGCCUUGGAUCUCUGCGCAACUCCUUCAGAAGUUACAGCAGCGACAUGACGAGUCGGUAUGGGACGGCCACCGCGACUUGCUGGCUUGGGUGUUGUAUAUCGGAGGCGCGUUCGCUCCUGUCGGGCCCGUGCGAUCGGGCUAUGUCGGGCUUGUGCAGGAGGAACAUUUCCAGGAACAUGGCCAUCUGACUGCUUCUUGGCCUGAUUUGGUUGAGGUUCUCAGACAGUUCGUCUGGUCUGAAAAGGCGUUUUAUGCACAGGUGAAAUUGUUUUGGGAGGAGGCGAUAUCUGUUCGCCAGUGA
Cladophialophora psammophila CBS 110553 is the source of this 1431-nucleotide messenger RNA. RefSeq lists its product as uncharacterized. The record is from RefSeq and is a predicted model, not a curated record. The coding region runs from base 1 to 1431 and encodes 476 amino acids. The transcript is spliced from 6 exons. NCBI's taxonomy places the organism in Eukaryota, Fungi, Ascomycota, Eurotiomycetes, Chaetothyriales, Herpotrichiellaceae.